Molecule: messenger RNA, 1519 nt
Organism: Clupea harengus (Atlantic herring)
Lineage: Eukaryota; Metazoa; Chordata; Actinopteri; Clupeiformes; Clupeidae
Gene: gtf3aa
Product: general transcription factor IIIAa
Cellular component (GO): nucleus
Source: RefSeq, a predicted model, not a curated record
AGAGGACCGGAGUAACUACCCUUCUGUUUGCGUGCAGCUUUAAAGUAUGCUGUCAAAAAACAAAAUCAAUUGAUAGAUUUCAGACUGUAGCAGUAAGACUGGUAUUUGUGCACUGUUGCUCGUCGUUAUUUUGGCAAAUUGACUUUUUAAAAAAACUAAACAUUUGGUUCGAGCGGGACAUUACAUGGUGUUAAGGCAUACCAAGGCCAAAAAUGUACGCUGUUUGAAACUGCGGGGUCCAACAAGCAGGCAUAGAAUAAGUUUCUCAGAAAUCGCUGGAAUGGAAGUGAAAACCAAAGAUGACGGCUUUCUCCCAUCUCUCCUGGAAGGCAAGUUCUACAAUUCCCAUCCUCAGAGGUGCACUGAGUCAGACUGCACAGAGGCCUUCACAACCAAAUACAACUUGAAGAGGCACAUGUCCCGCAAACACAAGCCAAACCAACUUUAUAAGUGUUCAUUUGACGGCUGUGGUCAAGAGUUCCACAAGAACAGCCAGCUGAAGUCCCACAAGUCGGAACACUCUCAGUCCCUGCCUUACCUGUGUGGUUUUGAGGGAUGUGGCAGACGACUGGCCACAUCUAGUAAGCUUCGUCGCCAUGAAAAAGUCCACCAAGGCUACCCCUGCUCAGAAGAAGGCUGUUCCUUUGUGGGGAAAACAUGGACUGAGUCAACAAAACACCGCAAGGAUGUGCAUCGAGUCCUACUUAAGUGUGAUCAAUGUGACAAGACCUUCCGUGAUUGCUGGUUCUUACGGCAGCACCAGCGAGUUCAUUUAGAGGAGCGUCUGGUUUUCAAAUGUCCAAGAGAGGACUGUGAACGGUCCUACACCAAACUCUUCAACCUCCAGUCGCACAUCCAGUCUUUCCACGAGGAACAGCGUCCGUUUGCUUGUACUCACGCAGACUGUGGCAAGACCUUUGCCAUGAAGCAAAGCCUACGGCGGCACCUGGUGACCCAUGAUCCUCUGAGACGCAAACAGGAGAAGAAACCUCGGAAGAUCACCAAAACCCGCAGGGAGAGGAAACCAAAGAAAGUCGUCCCUGGCAGAUCCCUGCCAUCUCACCUCAGUGGCUUCAAUCCUGAGAGCAGCCACAAGUUGGACAACUUGGACACGUGUAGCCCCAUUAUUGAAUCCGUUCAGAGUAGUUUUCCUGAUUCUUCACACACUGGACAGUGUAUUGAAAUAAAGACUGCAUAAUAAUCCUUACAAACCAAUGUUUGGGAUUUGAGCCAUGCCUUUUAGGAAGGACACAAAGCUCCUAAAUUCAGUUGAGGGUGAAGUUGUGGAAAUGGUUCUUCUGUUAGAUCAGAACCUCAGUCAUAACUGGACUGUUUAAAUAUUUUCUCUGAUUGACUUGUCAAGUUAAUGACAUGUAAAUGUCCCAUUUGUUUUACCUUUAAUGAAGUUGCUUAAAGUUAUGUUUCUAGUGAAAGAAUAUAUAAUUGUACAGUGAUGUCGUUAGCAAAAGUAUGUAUGUUAUGUACAUAAACAAGCUAAAUAAAUGCAAUAUUUUUUCAA